UUAAUAAUUGUAUUUCUUUAAAAUAGUUCAUGAAAUGCUUCAUUGCGCUAAUGAGUGUUCAAAAAGACAUAAUGCUGAUUACAUUACAUUUGGAGAGUUUUGUGUUUAUGCAUCAGAAUUAAAAUCAUGUUAUGACAAUAAAAUUCCUCGCCCUACACCUUUGUCCAAAACAAAACGAUUGAGAAGGAGAAAUACUGUCCCACAACGUUCAUCAAAAUAUCAAGUAUUUCUUGGUGGCUCCUGUAAUCCAACUACAUGGAGAAAAGACAUUGCCAUACCAACAUUUAAAUCACUCAAGAUUUCAUAUUAUAAUCCUGUAAGUAUUUAUUCUUAUUAUUCCUUUUUAAGCAUCUUUAUUAUUGUCAAAAUAGUGUUGAUAUAUUCAUCAAAAUAGUUCAAUGCAAGGAGUUUUAUAAUACUAUAAUUUCACUUUUAAGAGUGAUUUGUGAGAUGCUAUUAACAGAUUAAGCAUUUGCAAUGCUUGAAGACGACCUAAGGCCUGUUUUACAAA
This is a messenger RNA of Parasteatoda tepidariorum (common house spider), 511 nucleotides long. RefSeq names its product NDT-like domain-containing protein raw (gene raw). The record is from RefSeq and is a predicted model, not a curated record. Gene Ontology annotation, molecular function: calcium ion binding. Gene Ontology annotation, cellular component: plasma membrane. NCBI's taxonomy places the organism in Eukaryota, Metazoa, Arthropoda, Arachnida, Araneae, Theridiidae.